UGCUAAUUUCCUGCCCAGGUACGCCAGAGUCGCUGGAAGAGAAGGAGCGCCAGCUUUCCACCAUGAUCGGUCAGCUGAUCAGCCUGAGGGAGCAGCUUCUUGCCGCCCAUGAUGAGCAAAAAAAGAUGGCCGCCUCGCAGCUGGAGAAGCAGAGACAACAGAUGGAGCUGGCCAGGCAGCAGCAGGAGCAGAUUGCCAGACAGCAGCAGCAGCUGUUGCAGCAGCAGCACAAGAUAAACAUUCUUCAGCAACAGAUCCAGGUCCAGGGUCAUAUGCCUCCUCUGAUGAUACCAGUGUUUCCUCACGACCAGCGGUCUCUGGCUGCAGCUGCCGCAGCACAGCAAGGCUUCCUUUUUCCACCAGGCAUGUCCUAUAAGCCAGGUGAGAAUUACCCAAUGCAGUUCAUUCCAUCUGCAAUGGCAGCUGCAGCAGCGUCUGGACUCAGCCCGUUACAACUACAGCAGCUGUAUGCCGCCCAGCUGGCAAGCAUGCAGAUCUCACCAGGAGCCAAGAUGGCUCCCCUCCCACAAGCUCCCAACUCCUCCAGUCCUCUUUCUCCCUCCACCCUCAAGAGCGAGAAGCGAGCAUCCAGCCCUGUCUCUCAGAUUAAGGAGGAAGGAUCCACACAGCCACUGAACCUCUCAGCUAGACCCAAGACAGCUGAACCUCUUCGCUCCCCGACAUCCCCAACACAGAGUCUGUUCUCUGGAAACAAGACCAGCCCCACAGGCAUGGGCAAAGGCCGCAUCCCCAGCCCAAUUCCCAGCAUGGGCCGGAACACCUCCCUGGACAUCUUGUCCAGUCUCAACUCCACAGCACUGUUUGGGGACCAGGAUGCAGUGAUGAAGGCCAUCCAAGAGGCCAGGAGCAUGAGGGAGCAGAUCCAGAGGGAGCAGCUCCACCAACAGCAGCAGCAGCCAGGACACCAGAGUCUGGAAGCAAAGCUGUCUGCCCUCAGCAGCAUGAACCUCAACAACGGCAACAAGGAGCGGCUGCACUAUGAGACACUGAGCCAGCACCUGGGGAAGCUCGGAGAGGAUGCUGGGAAGAUGGUUCAUCGAGUCAUUGACCUGACAAGACCAGAAGAUUUAGAUGGGAGUAACAUCGCAGAGGCACGGGUGUUCAGAGAGGCACGAGGCAGGAACAACAGCGAGCCCCACAUUAAGAGGCCCAUGAACGCCUUCAUGGUGUGGGCCAAAGAUGAGAGGAGGAAGAUCCUGCAGACCUUCCCCGACAUGCACAACUCCAACAUCAGCAAGAUCCUUGGCUCUCGCUGGAAAGCCAUGACAAACCAGGAAAAGCAGCCAUAUUACGAGGAGCAGGCCCGCUUAAGCAAGAUCCACUUGGAGAAAUAUCCCAACUACAAGUACAAGCCACGGCCCAAGAGAACCUGCAUCAUUGAUGGCAAGAAGCUACGCAUCGGGGAGUACAAGCAGAUGAUGCGUUCACGGCGUCAGGAAAUGAGGCAGUUCUUUGUGGGGCCUCAGCCACCCAUUUCUCUGGGCAACAGUCCUGGAAGUGUAGGAGUUUACCCGGGUGCCAUAAGUAUGGCAACAGCAGCUACACCAUCCCCACAUCUGACCUCAGACUGCUCCAGCAACUCGGCCAGUCCUGAUCCUGCCAUCCCCGUCAUUCAGAGCACGUACGGUGUAAAGUCUGAGCCUGGCAGUGGAGGAGGCAGCAAUGGCAGUGUGAUCGGAGCCUUGGAUCUGCCCAGCGACCCCAAUAAUGGAGACAAUGACAUGGACAUGUAUGAGGACUUUGAGGAUGAGCCCAAGUCAGACUAUAGCAGCGACCACGAGACACAUGAGGCUGUCAGUGCCAACUGAGUAAGCUCAGGGUGUCAAAUGUAAAAAAAGAAAAAAGAGAACAACUCCCAUUAUAGUCAGAGACAUUUCUUAAAAAGACAUUUUAUUACUGAAACCUUCAGUUUAACUUUUCAGGACAUGUUGCGUCAUGCACUGAGCAUGCCCCAACAGGAUUUCAAAUCAGCUCAGACAUGUUUAGAAAGUUCUGGGAUAGUAUCUUUGAUGGACGCCCAUUUGAAGAAAUGGAAAAACGAAGGAAUAGGAAAAACGUGACCCAAGAAUACAGUCUGAUCAAUCUUCAGAUGUCCAGCUGACAGUGAACUUCACUUUCCUCUACUUUGACAAUCUUAACAGGAGCGAGAAAAAAAAAGAGUUAGACAACAGAGGAUGAGAGAGAAUGGGACAAAGAACAAACGAGCGACGAACACAUUGCUGUGUAGUUUGUAAAAGGGCAUGCAUGGAUUUCGAAGAAUUAGGAAUCGGUCUUCAACAGCUAUUUGGUCUUAAAUGUUUAAGGAGUGAUUUAGUUUUCAUUGUUAUGUAUUUACUUUUUGUCUUUUUUUUUCCUUUUUGCUUUUUUUGUUCUAUAGACUUUUUUCUGACAGGUCACUGCCUGUACAAACUCUAGACUGUCGGAACUUGAAAUUUGGAAAGUUUUUAAUAUAAAUCCUAGCUCUUGUAACCUUAUAGUCUUACUUUUGUUUCUUACGAUUUCUUUGCUACACACUUUUUUUUCUGACAAACUGCUUACCUUACAUUACUGUUUCUUUUUUUAAAAUAUCCCAGCUCAGGUAUGAUGUGCCAGCUUGUGAAUGUGUUAUUUGUUUUGUUUGUUUUCAUACAAAAAGAGUGGUAGGACUUUUCAGACUGUCAAUGAAAUAAAGGGAGCAAAUUCCCUUACAUUAUUAUUAUUAUUAUUAUUAUUAUUAUUAUUAUUAUUAUUAUUAUUAAAUAAGUAAGUAAGUACCCAUAAAUUGUACAGAUUUUCUUCAAAUGUGCCAAACAUUCACAUUCACUUGGGAUGUUGUAGUCUUAAUUUCCAAUGCUGCAAAAGUCUUAUACAAUCAAUUUUUUCUAUUUGAUGAAGUGGGUUCCUACUCAUCAACUGCUGGCUCCCCUCCUGGCCCAAACACAAACAGUGCUCAGGGAGGUUAUUUUUUCAUCACACUUGCUUAGUCUCACACACACACAGAAUGUCGUUCUCUGGCAGACCCUAUGGCUCUGAGACGUAGUUAGAAGAGCAGCAUCGAAGGCGCCUAUUCCUUUAUUCCACUGCACUAGUGCUUCCAUAAACCACACUGCCCAAUGUUCUUUGAGGCCAAAUGCAUUAAGUGCAGUGCAGUAUUAGAAAUGUUUCUGUCCCUUUAAAACAGGCUAAAGGUAAAGGUAGCCUUUAGCUUGAUUUCACUUUAGGAAUCCCCCUAGUCUUAAAAGUGAACCUUUGAAUCUGUUCAUUCAGUUGGAAUAGGAAGAUGAAGGUGCACCCCUGGAUGACCCUAUUGUAGGAUAAGAAAUUGUAAUAUCAUGAAUCCCUUCACUGUAUUGUGUUUAGCAUUGGUACAAAAAUGUAACAAAUAUUACUUCUUUUAUUAGCUUGUUAAUUUUUAAAUGUCUUCUUAGCAUUAUGUUGGAAAUAUAUGCCAAACUUGUGUUUUAAAAAAUUAUUUAUAUAGUUACAAAAAAAAUGGGUUUAAUAGGUCCGCUGUUUCAAAAGGGUACCUUUUUUUUUCUACACUGCAUUUGUAUUUUGAACAUGAGCAAAUUAUUAAGAGAAUAUUAGCGAAGGGGAAAGGUGCUUAACCAGUCUGCCUCUCAGUAACCACCGCCCCAGUCAGAGCACACAAGUUUUUCCACUCAUCUGAAGCGAGAUGUUUCUCUAUUGUCUCGAUGCAGCACAGCAGUCAGCAGUCCCUGUUUUACUCAAAUGUCUCUGCAGACGAAUCUUAGUUUUACUCUUUUCAAAGCAUUCUCUGAAAUUUUUAAUGUUUCCAUUCUUAAAACGUGUGACCUCGGGUGGUUUCUGGGUGCUCUGUUCAGCUGCUUCGGUCAUCUUGAUCCCAAAUUUCUCUUCACGACCAUAUCUGGCGGUUUUUACUUGGAAAAUGCUUCACAAGCUGGGACUGAACACUGAUUUUGCUUGUGUUACAUAAAAAAAAGCCUCGUGCAUAGACAUUUCUGUUAGUCUCAUACACAUCCUAAGCACUGGAUAUGAAUCUGUUUUUUUGUUUGUUUUUGUUUUUUAGUAUUGACUAAUGUGAAGUUGUUGUUUGAUUUUUAAACAUGAUAUAUUAGUCAGUUAAAAGUCACAUUUUUGAAGCCUGGUACAUGCGAGGCACCAGUAAAUUGCCAUUUCUUUGGAAGCAUUUCAUUUAUUUAAGCAGAUCUUGUUGCCGCAGCUCUAGUAUCACCUGAAGGGGUCUCAUCGCCUCUGAUCUCUUUGGAAAGGUAACCUCAUGCUCUUGUCAGUUGUGACCCGCAGAGGAAGAACAUAGCAUUUCCUGGUCACACACAUUUUUUUUUUGUGAUGAGUAUUGUAUUUGAAAUCCAAUUGUGCGUUUUAACAUUUCAUUGUAUUUAUUAGCCAGCUUUGGCUCUAAAAAGUGUCAGUACAACUUGGUGAGAAAGACAAUCAAAAAAUAUAUAUAAAUAAAAAAAAGUAAAGACUUGA
Neolamprologus brichardi is the source of this 4476-nucleotide messenger RNA. The record is from RefSeq and is a predicted model, not a curated record. NCBI's taxonomy places the organism in Eukaryota, Metazoa, Chordata, Actinopteri, Cichliformes, Cichlidae.